GUUUGGUAGCGUAACUUCAUAAUUACACUGCAGAGUGUGUAGCACUUACGUCUCUCUUCACAUUUUGUCCAUCUGGUAUUCGCCAUUAUUUCUAAGACCGAUAUUAUUAUUGUCAUGGCUGACGAACUCUUUGAUGCGCGCAAUGCCCUAGUGAUUGGCAACUACGACCAGGUGAUCUCAGAGUGCAGCAGUGCGAAGACAUCUCUAAGGAAAAGCGAAGAUAUUGCGCGGUUUAACGUCGAAAAGGAACUUUUGAUAGCAUGUGCUCAGAUUGGUCUUGGCCAAUAUGAUGUCGUCCUUCACAAAUAUAGCUCCGAGAACAACCCACGUCUAAAGGCGGUUUACGAGUACGCGAGGUUGAAUUCCACUCUCGCGAAAAAUCCCGUGCUGCCGGAGUCGGAGGAGGAGCUGAGCCCUGACGUGCAGGAGCCUCUUACACGUCUGACCACAGCGGCGACUGAGGUGCAGCCUGGGAAUGAGUUCAUCGCCAUUCUAGCCUGCUCGGCGCUGCUCUACGUUCACGACUACACGGGCGCGAUUGCGCUUGGUAAAACGUGGUUGAAGGGUCUUGAGGCGCCGCAUGGUGCGCUCGCCACUCAGCAGCGAAUCGAGCUGCAUGCGCUUGUGGUGGAGGGGCUUAUCCAGAUUAACCGAAUAGACCAGGUUAGCUAUGAGAUCGCGGCGAUGGAGAAGGCGAACGACGAGGCUUUGGUCACCUUGCUCUACGUCGGCAUUCAUGCGCUUUAUGAGGCCCAACAUACCCAGCAGAAGGAGUCCUACCAGAAGGCUUUUGACUCGUUUACCGACGUUAUUGAGCGCAGUGGUCAUAGCGUGAAGGUCUUGAAUUUACUCGCUCUUUCCCUUGUGGGGAUGCAAAUGUACGACAAGGCGGAAAAGGCUUUGCUAGACGCGCUCGCGAUCAAAUCGAGCGACGAGAACACACUGGUGAAUCUGGCGGUGGUUUCAGCUCACCUGGGAAAGCAGAGCGAUAUCGUGGAUCGAUACCUUGCACAAGCGUCGGCCGCAGGUGGUCUUUGGGAUAAGGAAUACACGAACAUGUCGACCGUCUUUGAUGCCGCAGCGGCCAACCACAUGGUUGAAUAA
Molecule: messenger RNA, 1104 nt
Organism: Phytomonas sp. EM1
Lineage: Eukaryota; Euglenozoa; Kinetoplastea; Trypanosomatida; Trypanosomatidae
Source: the annotation of a GenBank genome assembly